GACAGUGAGGGCCGGGGGCUGAGGGACGGGCUGAGGGAGGGGCUGCGGAAUGAAGAGAGGGCUCGGUUCUGGGCGCGGAGACCGAAGACCGUGGUGUCCGUUUUCCCACGUGCAUCUCGUCAUUGGAUUGGGGCGGGUCACCAUCACAAACUCUUGAAUAAUACUCGUCUCCUAGUCUGUUUCCUCCGUUGUGAAAUCGCAGGACUUCCUUGUCUGCCUCGGGUCGUUGUGACUGGGAACUUGUUAGAAAUACAGGUUCUCUGCCCACACCCCAGACUUAUUGAAUCAGAAACUCAGGGGAUGAGGCCCCACCAUCUGUGUUUUAACAAGCCCUCCAGGUGAUUCUGAUGCUUGCUUAAAUUUCAGAACCACUGGGCUACCGUAAUGUAGCAAGCUGUACUGAGGGCCUUCUCAACCCAAGCUGAGAAAGUAAGAGAAAGAAAGGAGGGGAGUGGACUUGAGAGAAGUCUUGGAGACAGACUCAGUUGCUUGAGGAGGAGUCAGGGGUGAAAGAGUUUCUGGCUUGGGCCACGGGCCUGAGGUGGGACCUUAAGUGAUGGCUCCAGGUGUCAACCACGUGUGCCCUGCCUCCAGGCCUGCACUUUUCCGCGCAGUCACACUAGGGCUCUGUGGCCGUGCCUCCCAGCCGUUUUCAGGUCAUAGGCCACACAGGAAAUGAUAAUAUUUGUACAGUGCCCAGGGGAAAUGGAUGAAGCUGCUUGAGGUUGGAGGAGACCGGCUGGAGGAUUGAGACUGCUGGAAGCUGGAGGGAACCACCUGGGGGGAUUUGAGCUUCCCAGAGCUGAGGGAAAUUAGUAACCUGUUCUCAGCAUACUGCAGAAGAGCUUUGUCCCAUGGGAUUUGCUGAAGAUUAGGGGUGCUCACUAAAUUUGGCAACAUAAAUCAAGAACCUUGAAAGAGUUUAUACCCUUUGACUCAGUAAUUCCGUUCCUGAAGAUCUCUCCCAAAUAUAUAACAAAAGAAAAGAAAGCCUUCUGUUGUAGAUUACAUACAACAGAGAAAAUUAACAACUCUCUGGAGAAUCGUUUUUGAUCUAGUCGGUCAAUGAAAUGUUGUACUGCCCUUAGGAAUGUGUGAAUAUUUUGUAAAAUCAUAAAGAAACCUACGUGCUCAUUCAUUAGACAAUUGUCUAGUAAGCCCCUGCUCUGUGCUGAGUGGUGAGCGAGUUAGCUCCACAGAGCUGACUGCCUGGGGGAAGACCCAGCCGAAGGAGCAGUAACUCCAAAGAGUGAUUGGUGUUUGAUAGGGGAUCAGGGGCUGCUGCAGGAGAAGCUGGUCUUUGGGGUAUGGGGAGUGGGUCAGGAAAGGCAUCCUAGAAGACAAGGUGGCACUCCUAAGGCCUGGAGGAUGAGUAGAUGUUGGUACGCAAAGGGGAGAGGAACAUUCUACGCAAAGGGAACUGUGUUUUAAUAAUGAGUGUGCUGAAGCUGGAGCACAGAGAGGGCACUGGUGAGAGGAGGCCAGAGGGGACCAGUGGCUUGCUCACAUGGGGCCAUGUGCACUGUGAAGGUGAGAAGGUUAGACCUGAUUCUAAGGGUAACAGGAAGCUGUUGGAGGAUUUUAAGCAAGAAAAGCUGUUGCUGUAUGUGUCUUGGAAGUAUCCCCUGUGGCUACAGCGUGGAGAAUGGAUUGGAGGAAGAUGGGCCUGGAAUCUGGGAGCCCAAGUGAAGAGGCUGUUGCAAUAGCCCAGGUGAGAGAUGAUGGUGGCCUGGACCUGGGUGGAGGCUGUGGAGGUGGAGAGAAGGAACAGAAUCAAAAGCAAGUGAAGCAGUAGGAAUCACAGAGCCAGAGGGGUUGGUGAAGGUGGGGCACAGAGGGAGCUCAGAGUGGAUGAACCUGCGUUUCUGUUAUGGACAAAGGGUGGCUUGCACUACCAUUCAGAGUGACAGGCAGCACUGGACGGGGAGCAGGCUUAGGGGGAAGAUGCCAAGCUCCCUAUGGGGUGCUGAGUGUGAAGUACUCAUGCAGUGUGUUCUCUAGGAGGCAGUGGGAUGGGUAGAUGUGAAGCUUAAGAGGCACAACGUACAGAAUGGAGAUGUUGACUCGGAGCCAUGACCAUGUGGCCUGACCAGGGACUGUGUGCUGUGAGGGGGGAAGAGACAUUAAGGACAUUGAAGGCAUGGGUGGGGUGGGGGCUCGUGGGCAAAGACGGCUCGCAAAAGAGACAAGGGAUUGUCAGUAGCGGUUGUCUCUGGGCUGAGAGAUUAUAGUUGAUUUCCUUUCUUUUUUGUUUCUGUUUUUCUUAGCAAACUUAGAUUCAGUUCAUAGAAUAUACCAGAUACUGUUCUAAUAACUUCUUAUAACUCUUCUCUAAAUUCCCACAAUAAACCUAUAUGGUGGGUCCCUUCAUUUUACAGGUGAAGAAACUGAGCACAGAGGAGUUGAGUCACAUGUCCCAAGCUACACAGGGUGCAGUUAUUGGGAAGCUGGACUGGGAUCCAAGCUGCCUGAUUCCAGAGCCAAUGCUGUCACCAUGCAUUGGUGUCUCCACAGCGGAUCCUUAACCACUGUGCCACGAGGGAAGUCCCGUAAACAGGAAAAUAUUGAUUUUUUUUUUAAACGGCAGUAAAUGGUGAGAGAAGUACAAUAGUACUUUGAUCUGCAAGGAUAUUAGAAAAGAAAGGAUUUGCAUCCACAAGAUCGGUGGUGGUUGUAGAAGUUUGUUGGCGAGCAGCCUGCGUUGACUACUGCAGGGUGUUGGAUCACAGUUAACACCUACUUCUGCUCGGCUCGUUUUUCUUCAGGCGAAAGUGCCUCCUUGCGCUGGGCUGUGAUGGAAGGGCUGCUGACAAGAUGCAGAGCGCUGCCUGCCUUGGCCACCUGCAGUCACCAGCUCUCGGGGUACGUUCCCCACAGGUUUCACCACCGUGCCCCAGGGAGAGGGAAGCGCUUGGUGCUGUCCCGCAUGUUCCAGCCCCAGAACCUUCGGGAAGACCAGGUGCUCUCUCUAGAGGGCAGAUCUGGCGAGCUGACCUGUAAGAGCCAGCGGCUGAUGCUGCAGGUGGGCCUGAUUCACCCAGCAAGCUCCGGCUGUUACCACCUCCUGCCUUAUACUGUCCGUGCCAUGGAGAAGCUUGUGCGGGUGAUAGACCAGGAGAUGCAGGCCAUCGGGGGACAGAAGGUCAACAUGCCCAGCCUCAGCCCAGCAGAGCUCUGGCGAGCCACCAGCCGGUGGGACUCGAUGGGCAAGGAGCUGCUAAAACUUAGAGACAGACACGGCAAGGAGUACUGCUUAGGACCGACUCACGAGGAAGCCAUCACAGCCCUGAUUGCCUCCCAGCAGACACUGUCCUACAGGCAGCUCCCGCUCCUGCUGUACCAGGUGACGAGGAAGUUUCGGGAUGAGCCCAGGCCCCGCUUUGGUCUUCUCCGAGGCCGAGAGUUCUACAUGAAGGACAUGUACACCUUCGACUCCUCCCCUGAGGCCGCCCAGCAGACCUACAGCCUGGUGUGUGAUGCCUACAGCAGCCUGUUUGACAGGCUGGGGCUGCAGUGCGUCAAGGUGCAGGCGGACGUGGGCAGCAUCGGGGGCACGAUGUCUCACGAGUUCCAGCUGCCGGUGGACGUCGGAGAGGACCGGCUUGCAGUCUGUUCCGGCUGCGGCUUUUCGGCCAACAUGGAGACUCUGGACUUGUCACCAACAAACUGCCCUGCUUGCCAGGGGCCACUGACCAAAACCAAAGGCAUCGAGGUCGGGCACACGUUUUACCUGGGCACCAAGUACUCCUCCAUUUUCAGUGCCCAGUUCACCAAUGUCCACGGCAAGCCAUCCCUGGCUGAAAUGGGGUGCUAUGGCUUGGGUGUGACGCGGAUCUUGGCCGCUGUCAUUGAAGCUCUCGCUACAGAAGACUGCAUCCGCUGGCCCGGCCUCCUGGCCCCUUACCAAGUCUGCCUCAUUUCCCCCAAGAAGGGCAGUAAGGAGGAGGCGGGCGCAGAGCUCACGGGGCACCUGUAUGACCACAUCACAGAGGCAGUGCCGCAGCUCCGAGGGGAGGUCCUGCUGGAUGACAGGACCCAUCUGACCAUUGGAAACAGACUGAAAGACGCCAACAAGUUCGGCUACCCCUUUGUGAUCAUCGCGGGCAAGAGGGCCCUGGACGACCCUGCACAUUUUGAGGUUUGGUGCCAGAACACCGGAGAGGUGGUCUUCCUCACCAGAGAGGGAGUCCUGGAAUUACUGAGCCAAGUGCAGGUUGUCUAAACGCCCCCGGACCCCUCCCACUGCAUCUCACAGUCUCGGUGUUCAUUCUAACGCUGCCUUUCUUAUACUGCUUUCCAGAGCUGGUCUCCCCAGAAAGAGGGCAGCUCAUGGAAGGUGAGACCAUGUUAGGAAAACCAGUUGUUAUCCAGUCAUCUGUUCGGACUGUUUGUAUUUAAAGUCAUUAUCUUGAUCCCUUUGUCUGGUUGGCCCUGCUGCCACAUAUCAUUCCUUUUAUAUUCUAUUUGGAGGUAGUGGCUAGGAGGAGCCAAGUUGUCAUCUUGGCCCUCAGGAGAGUCACUUCCCUUCUCUCAGUGGAGUUUCCCAUGUGUCGGAUGGGGCCUCCCCAGUGGCCGAGGCCCUUCCAGCUCCAGCAGUCCAACCACGGGCCUCUUGCUGCAUUCGGUCCAGAGAGGCAGCCCGCCUAUCUUCCUCCAUUGAGAAGUUGGCCUGAUGGUCUGGGGAGAAGAAUCAGGACACCUGACUGCCACUGACUCACUGGAGACUUGGACACGACCCCUCCCCUGCUGGUGCCUCAGUUUCCCCAUCUGUGAUGUGAGAAAAUGGAACUAGAUCUGUAAGGUCCUUACAGCUGUGACUGGCUGGUUCGCCGAGAGGUUCAUGACAGGCAGAUCAGAUCUGAUCUGUUCCUCUGAUCCUCCAUCGUCUAAGCUACCCAGAAGGUAAAUACAAUUAGCUAAUUGCCCCCAAACCACCUCCAGAGACCUGGCCCUUCCUCUCGAGGUGGCUUAGCACUGAGAUCAUGUUACAUUGAUUGAAUAAAGUCAAACUAUUGGGAUGA
Molecule: messenger RNA, 5021 nt
Organism: Orcinus orca (killer whale)
Lineage: Eukaryota; Metazoa; Chordata; Mammalia; Artiodactyla; Delphinidae
Gene: PARS2
Product: prolyl-tRNA synthetase 2, mitochondrial
Exons: 2
Coding region: 2795-4222 (475 amino acids)
Biological process (GO): prolyl-tRNA aminoacylation
Cellular component (GO): cytoplasm; mitochondrion
Molecular function (GO): ATP binding; proline-tRNA ligase activity
Source: RefSeq, a predicted model, not a curated record